AUGGAUGAGCUGGCGGAGUCCGAGCCGGAUGUGCUGGUGCUGAUGCCUUGCGGGAUGGAUGCGAACAGAGCGCGCGAGGAGUUCGAGGCGCUGGAGAAUCUGGAAGAGUGGCGCAGACUACCGGCGGUCGCCAAUGGGCGGGCUUACUUCGUGGACUCGGGAGCGUACUUCAGUCGCAGCGGGCCGCGCCUCGUGGACGGGCUGGAGCAGAUGGCGCAGAUAUUUCAUCCAGACAUGUUCACCGAGACCAAUCCAGAAUACACAAUCUGGGAUGAAUAG
Messenger RNA from Geodia barretti, 279 nucleotides. NCBI's taxonomy places the organism in Eukaryota, Metazoa, Porifera, Demospongiae, Tetractinellida, Geodiidae. The record is from the annotation of a GenBank genome assembly.